AUGCUGUUUUAUAGCCAAAUUGACGACCUCAACAGUACUAAGCUUGGCGAAGGCACUUAUGGUCACGUCAUAAAAAGUCGAUUUCGUCAGACAAAUAUUGCUAUCAAAUAUGCCACUGAUCCUUCACACAGGGAGAGCUUGAUAAGGGAAGCAAAAAUCAUCCUAACUCAUAUCCGGCACCCGAAUUGUAUUCGGAUUUUUGGAUUUUAUGACUGCCCGAAGAAUGGCAUGGGUGUGGCGAUGGAACUAAUGGACUGCAGCCUUCUUACAAUGAUUGUUGAUCCUAGUUUAGUGCUGACAAAGAGGACCAUUGAGUACAAAAUUGACCAUGCUAUUUCAUGGCUGUACCAAUUGUCGGAUGCCAUGAACUACUUCCACAGCGGAAACCAUGUUCAUAGAGAUUUAAAAUUGCAGAAUCUUCUGUUGUGUAAUCGUUACCAUACUCUUAAAGUUUGUGACUACGGAACGUUUACGACUCUACACGAAUCGAUGACGUUGAACCGAGGCACACCAAUAACGAUGGCACCUGAAAUCAUUAGAGGGUCGAAGCAGUACACCACGAAAAGCGACAUCUACAGCUUUGGCAUCAUUAUGUGGCAAAUAAUCGCACGACGUGACUCACCGUAUUUGGCAUCAAACCCACACGAUGCUUAUGCAAUUUAUUGGAACAUAGUGGCGAAAAACCUACGUCCACCUCAGAUUUCAUGCAAUCCGGUCCUCUCACGAUUCUAUGAGCGGUGUUGGCAUGAUGAUCCGAACAAGCGUCCAAACAGCCAAGAAGUAAUGAGGUACUUUUCACUACUGAAGGAGGUGAGUUCGCACUUUAUCGUAAACCAAUGCUACGAUCCAUCACCGUCCUGGUACCAGACUAGCCGCAUGAUGGCAAAUCUUCCUCUGAUCCACAAUGGCGACGACUAUCUGUGGUGGUGA
This is a messenger RNA of Angiostrongylus costaricensis, 930 nucleotides long. Lineage: Eukaryota; Metazoa; Nematoda; Chromadorea; Rhabditida; Metastrongylidae. The record is from the annotation of a GenBank genome assembly.